AUGGCCUCUCCUCCCGAGGACCAGCCCCCCAAGCCGGCCCCCGCCAAGCCCCUCACGGACCUGGACUUCCACUCCGGGGUGCAGAUCGCGGAACUCAACCAACUCAUCCAGGAGUACCAAGCCAGGACCCCCCAGGGCGGGGACGCCCCCGAAUUGUUCCAAGCCAAAGAUCAAGUUUUCGGGCUGCUGGGUCAGGUCCAACAAUCCGAUGGGAAGUUGCCCCCGGUCAACCGCUACCUUCUUCUCUCCGGUGGGAUCCAGCAGGGCACAGUCCACGUGGAUUUUACCACCUUGCGCCCGCUUUCUCCCGGCGGUGACUACGAUGCCGGUUUCACGCUCCUGGUACCGGUUCUGAACGUGGCCGGCAUGCCCGUCACCUUGGACAUGACGCAGAGUCCCCCCGGACACACCCGGAUCAGCCUCCAGCCUUUUGAUGCCCCCACCCUGCGACGCUGGUCUGAGUGCAGCUGUGGGGAUCAGACGUUCCUCUCCGCGGAGCUGGUGUCCGAAUGGUUUUUCCGGGCGUUUUCCGCAGCGGCCAAAGAUGUCCGCCUCGAGCUUCGAGGCCGCGUCACCUCCGCGAUCAUCUGUGUCGGAUCCUACCGCGUCCUCUACGACAUCGUCCCCGUGGUGGCCUUUCGGGGGUGGCCCGAGGUGGCCCAGCCGUGGCUGAGCCAGGGACAUUUCUGGGACGGCAAAUUGAGGGACGAAGACGUGACGGCCGGCUUCUACCUCUUCCCGUCCACUUCCGGCUCGGAUUGGUACCUUGCCUUUUCGGCGAGCGAGCUGCAUUUGAGGCGCAGCCUUCCUCCGCCGCUGCUGUGGUCCUUGCGAGCCACCGUGGCCGCUCUCCCCUGGGGGGUUCUGCAGGGCCUGGAGCCGUACCACCUCUUCACCCUGGCCUUGUGGUCCUGCGAGCGACUGCCCAGCCGCUACCUGGCUCAGGAGGAGAACGCGGCGCACGCCUUGCUGGGUGUCCUGGAUGAUCUGUCGGCUAGCCUGGCCGAGGGACACCUGCCCAAUUAUUUCCUGCCCCAGUGGAAUCUCCUGCACGGCUUAUCCCACCAGGCCACGAGGAUCCUGGUGCGGGCGGUGGCCCAGGUGAGGGCCAACCCCACCAAGUACCUCUGCCAAGCGGUGGAAGGGGCCAAGGAAGCUAAACGGCGGGCCAAAGCAUAUCGGCGCCAACUGCCGACCCCUGCGGACUCCUAG
This is a messenger RNA of Protobothrops mucrosquamatus (brown spotted pit viper), 1212 nucleotides long. RefSeq names its product protein MB21D2-like. The record is from RefSeq and is a predicted model, not a curated record. Lineage: Eukaryota; Metazoa; Chordata; Lepidosauria; Squamata; Viperidae. The coding region runs from base 1 to 1212 and encodes 403 amino acids. The transcript is spliced from 2 exons.